AACCUAUAUUUAGUUGAGUGAGAAGCCAAUACCUAGGUACACGGCCAAACCACCGUCAGUUCGUUAGAGUCUGUGUAGCGUCGAGGAAGCUUAGUUUGUGAUAAAGCUUAUAGACUAUAAGGCAGCCAGCGCUUACAGUGGCUAUCAGGUUGAGUUGAGAGGGCCUCCAAGUCAUCUUUUAAACGACAAGACAUCCAAUAAUCCCUGGAUUGAAUCGCGCCAAGAUGUCGAAGCUGGAGAUGGUCCUGCAGUGCCCUGACGAGGAGAAACAUGCUGCAGACGCCGAGAGUGUCCGAGUGCACGGGGACAAGGUCUUCUCCUGCGGGGACGACGGCAAGGUCAAGUACGUCAGACCCAAGAAGUUGGAAGGUAUAGGCCCCUUGCCGGAUAGUGACCUGGAGAGCGUAAUUCUUCAUGGGGACAGGGUCAUCACCUGUUCAGAUGCAGGCAAGGUCAAGGUCUUCGACAGGAACCUGAAGCUCAUCAAGGACUUGGCCGCCCACGACUACGCCGUGUACGACGUCUUCGUGUUCGGCGACACCCUCUUCACGGGCAGCAUAGACACGAAGAUCAAGACGUGGGACGCCAACACCUUCGAGCUGAAGAAGACCAUCGAGAGUCACGACGAAGCCGUCCGCAGAUUCUGCACCGACGGGAAGCUGAUAUACGCCGGGGACGAGAAAGGAGAGGUACGUGGCUACACUCCCGAAGGAGAACUGAGCGUUCUGUACAAUGUAGUAGAGGAAGUGUGGAGCAUGUACGCCAAAGGUGAUCUUCUGUACACCGUCCGCGACAGAGGAAUUACGAUCACUCAGCUCAAAGGAGAAGAUAACAAAUUCUGCCACAUCCAGUCGCUGGAUGGGAGAGCACCCAUUUAUGCCAAUGACGAUUGGCUCAUCUUUCCUGAUACCUCUGGAUUGAGUCUGGAUGUUCGAGAAAAUAACAAGACAUCUGGCUUUGCCCUUAAAGGUCAACUUAAGGGUACCGAGAUGAUUGUCACAGCUGCAAGUGGCCAUGGAACAAUGGUUGUGACAGGAAGUUGGGAUUCUGAGCUUAGGCUCUGGGAUCUCCGCACAAUGAAGGAGACUGGAAGAUGCUCCAUACCAGGAGUUCCUAAUGGUAUAGCUGUUGGUGAAAACGGAGAUGUUUAUGCUGUAGGUGUUGGCGGUUUUAUCUGCAAAUUGAAGGCAUCAGCUUGAUUCACUUCCAUACUUUCCUUUAGAUUAGAGUCGUGCAAAAAAAUAUAUAUGUAUAUGUACGUAUACAGUACAUAAGAUUCUUC
Macrobrachium nipponense is the source of this 1282-nucleotide messenger RNA. RefSeq names its product F-box/WD repeat-containing protein sel-10-like. Gene Ontology annotation, molecular function: protein binding. Bases 225 to 1199 code for a protein of 324 amino acids. The record is from RefSeq and is a predicted model, not a curated record. The transcript has 7 exons. NCBI's taxonomy places the organism in Eukaryota, Metazoa, Arthropoda, Malacostraca, Decapoda, Palaemonidae.